Molecule: messenger RNA, 1041 nt
Organism: Aedes aegypti (yellow fever mosquito)
Lineage: Eukaryota; Metazoa; Arthropoda; Insecta; Diptera; Culicidae
Product: bombyxin B-1 homolog
Exons: 3
Coding region: 428-874 (148 amino acids)
Cellular component (GO): extracellular region
Molecular function (GO): hormone activity
Source: RefSeq, a predicted model, not a curated record
CAGUUGGAGCAAGACAAGACACUGAAUGGGUCGGUUGACUACUGCCGUGUUCGGCGCCGGCAGUAUAAAAAUGACCAAGUUUCGCGAAUACCGUUUCAUAUUUCAGUACAUUCCGCCCGGGAAAACACCUCGUCCGUAGAAAUGUGAAAAAGCGCGAAAUUAUUUGUCAUUCAAAGUGCAACACGGAUCAUCAUGGACAGUGUCGCGUUCAACAGCUUGUCAAAGCGUUCUAGAAUAUCUGGUUUCAACGGAUUAAGGUCAAUGAAAAGUGGAAUGUGACCAUAUAGUGCACUGAAUUUCAUCAGGAUUUGUCCGAUGUGUGAUUUGAAUUAAAUCGUGCAUGAAAAGUAUCAAAGAAAGCAUCUCACGUGGAUCAUCAAUCACGGUAUACGACAACGGCGUGUCAGCAAAUUGAGCAAACAGGAUCAUGAAACUGACAUACGUUGUCGUUUUCCUUCUAAUACUUCUGAUUCCAAAAACUGUUGACGCAAGAGCCGUGCGAAAAUCAUGCGGAAAGUACUUAGCAGAUCGUAUCUCAGAUCUAUGCAAAGCUCGAGGUGGCUAUUCCCAACUAACCUCUGUGGAAAGCGAACGACGAUCACACCGCCGUUCAAAACGAGGGAUAGUCGAAGAAUGCUGCCAUCAAAGUUGCACCGAUACCAUUCUGAUGCAGUACUGUAUGGAGCAAGUAGAACAACCCGAUGAUGUUAUGGCGUCCAACGAAGAGAGCAAAUCUACAACUCCAGCAACAACGGAGAGGUCCGUCAAUCAACUCCUUUAUACUUUUGCAGCCAUUCACGACGAGAUUUCCCUUCAACACCGUUCCGAUGGAAUUUGGAACUGUGCGGCCGGAGUUCAACAGAAUAAAUGCUAAAUACUUGGGCAGCAGACGAAAACAAUACUACCGUUUUUACUAAAUGUACAAAUGCGAACGAUGGACAAAACGUUCAAAAAGAACUGAAACACUAAAAAGGGAGAAAUCCUUAGGCUGUGAUUGAAAAUAAGUCAUUUCUAGUCAACAACUAUGAAUAUUAAAACAUA